AUGUCUAUACGGAACAGAAGCGAUUUCUUUAGAAGAGGGAAAAGUGACAUGAUCUUGGAUACGGUCUUGCGAAUGGAAGCUUCCAUUGAAGAACUUAAGGGCAUGGUUGAUAUGGGUUCCGGCUCAAAUGUAAUGGGUGGCAUACAGGCCAAUUCAACGUCUCCUAGUUCGACGAUCACCCCGAGGUCUCAGGAUGCACGUCAUCAUCCAGGCAGGUGCAGAACCAGGGACCCCACUGAAAGUGCUGUGCUUUCGUCGGGCCAUCUUUCCUCGGCAGAGUCGCUGUUGAAAUGGACAGUGUUUCGUGACCAUCCUUCUAUACUGGAGGAGGCAAAGUCCUCGUUUUUGUCGCUCGAAUAUGGACGAUCGUCAUUUCAAAGCAAACUUUAUGGCAUAUUCCCUAGCGUGGGUUUGUCAGAUGUCAAAAAUAUGGUAGGCAUGUUCCAACGCACAUAUAACUUUUGGUUUCCUACAAUCAGCUUGGAAGAUCUGAAAUCCUUGCAACUAAGAAUAUGGCAAGAAAAUCUGGAGCCUAGUUGUCAAUCAUGUCUCGCGUUGUUGGUAAUGGCCUUGGGUUGCGUUGGGGCUUCCUUGACAGAGGAAGAGGACGGUUCCGAAGACAAGUCUCAACAACUGAAGCUCCAGGGGGCAUCAUGGUUUACUGCCGCAAUGAAAAUGCUUCACUUGGCUCACAUUGAGAUGAAUGUGGAGGCAUGCCAAUGCCUCCUGCUGACUGGUCUCUACUUCUCCUUUUUGCAAAGACCGCUGCAAACAUGGUCUUAUGUGAACAGUGCGGCAACUCGCUGUCGGUUCUUGCUCUCUUGCCCCUUCGAGAACCCCGAGCGUGAUGAUCGAGAACACAUCACCCGAAUAUUUUGGUCGUGCUUUGUACUAGAAAGCAACUAUAUCUCCGAGUUGCCAUCGCUUCCGCAAAACUGUAAUGCUGAAAUUGAAUCAAUAUUCUCUCUUCCGGGAAAAUUCCACUCACAUGAAGCUAUCGAAGAUGAAGAAAAGUCGACCUUCUACUUCCUUGCAUCGAUAGCACUCCGUCGUCUACUGAACCGAGCUCACUAUAUGCUAUACGACCGUGACAUUGGCCUUCAAAUUGAUUCGAACAACUUCUACUCUGUGAACCAAGAACUUGCUCGCCAACUGCAAGACUGGUAUCACACACUACCUCCAAGUCUACAAUUUUCUGAAGACGGAAAACCUGCAGAUGAUCCGCAUAGUGAGUAUUUGAGGCAGUGGUACCUUAGUUGUCGAAGUGUAAUCUAUCGACCUUAUCUGGAAUGGGCUCUCGCUAACCCAUCAUGGGAUCUCAACAACAACCUACGUGUGCUUGAUGGAUGUCGGGUUGCUCUCGACACAUGCCUGUUCAAAUUAAGGUACAUGAAGCAGGUGCCAUAUACUGUCAUGGUAGAUACAUGGCCAUGCUCGCUUUCACUCGAAACAGCGAUGUUGACACUCAUGGGCGGCUUCUGUCAUCCACAGCUAACAAUGCAGCUUCGUCAUAUUGCCUUGCUAGAGCUAGGGCCUCACCUGCAGCAGCUUUUACAACGAUGGAUGACGAUCCACGGAUCUUCUGUUUCUCCUGGUGUUGAGAAAGCGUUGAGAUUGAUCAUGAAAGCUCACCAGUUCUUUGAAAGCAAAAGUGCAGAAUUUGCUCCUUCCCAAGUGGAAGAACAGCAUCUUUCUCCUCGGUCCCUUCGAAUGUCUCUCAGAUAG
Penicillium coprophilum is the source of this 1725-nucleotide messenger RNA. RefSeq names its product fungal specific transcription factor domain-containing protein. The transcript has 6 exons. The coding region runs from base 1 to 1725 and encodes 574 amino acids. Gene Ontology annotation, biological process: DNA-templated transcription. Gene Ontology annotation, molecular function: DNA binding; zinc ion binding. Lineage: Eukaryota; Fungi; Ascomycota; Eurotiomycetes; Eurotiales; Aspergillaceae. The record is from RefSeq and is a predicted model, not a curated record.